This is a messenger RNA of Ctenopharyngodon idella (grass carp), 435 nucleotides long. It is a transcript of the gene rpl39, whose product is annotated as ribosomal protein L39. Gene Ontology annotation, biological process: translation. Lineage: Eukaryota; Metazoa; Chordata; Actinopteri; Cypriniformes; Xenocyprididae. Gene Ontology annotation, molecular function: structural constituent of ribosome. Gene Ontology annotation, cellular component: cytosolic large ribosomal subunit; ribosome. The record is from RefSeq and is a predicted model, not a curated record. The coding region runs from base 121 to 276 and encodes 51 amino acids. The transcript has 3 exons.
GUCGUCGCUGUGAUGUAAAGCAGUAGGUCUAUUCGUGACUCGGAUAUACAGUGUUUGCGUUUCCCAUGGUUCCUUCUCUUCGACUACCGCCAUAGUGGUGAACGGAUUGCGAUCUCCGAAAUGGCGUCGCACAAAACCUUCAGAAUCAAACGCUUCCUCGCCAAGAAGCAGAAGCAGAACAGACCGAUCCCACAGUGGAUUAGGAUGAAAACUGGCAAUAAGAUCAGAUACAACUCCAAGAGGAGACACUGGAGAAGGACCAAGCUGGGCUUGUAAACAAGAUUUACUUCAGCAUCCCCCUCCAGCUGUUCCUUGCCAGGACCACCAACUCAUCCAGAGCUGGAGAGAAGCCAUGCUAUCUGGAACAGCAGUCUCUUUUGUACAGAUAUUCUGGUUAUGUCCUUGCUAAAUAAAAGAUUUGUCAUCAAACCAGAA